Dicentrarchus labrax (European seabass) is the source of this 4443-nucleotide messenger RNA. RefSeq names its product serum response factor b (gene srfb). Bases 443 to 2212 code for a protein of 589 amino acids. Lineage: Eukaryota; Metazoa; Chordata; Actinopteri; Moronidae. Gene Ontology annotation, biological process: positive regulation of transcription by RNA polymerase II. The transcript is spliced from 8 exons. The record is from RefSeq and is a predicted model, not a curated record. Gene Ontology annotation, molecular function: DNA-binding transcription factor activity, RNA polymerase II-specific; RNA polymerase II cis-regulatory region sequence-specific DNA binding; protein dimerization activity.
GCUGUAAACGCUGCUUUGAAAUUAGAUGUUUUUUAUGCGUCCCUGAACCGUGAAGAGAUAAAUAUCGCGUUAUUGGUGGAGUAUAAGCGAGCACAGGGUUGCUAACAGGCCGCUAAUAGCGCUGUUUUAGGUUCACAAUGCGGACUAGGUGACACCGCGGAGCGACAUCGACGGCGCUCUUCGCGUUUUCCUUUUUGAGAAAGUGCUUAGAGUUUUGGAAAUAGAGGAGGAGGGUGAACCAAACUGAGCCGGGGUUGAAGGGUCUUGGGGGCAGCAUCACUUUCGAAAGUUUGUCUCGGUUAUUUCCUGGAGUCUCCAAAACCACCAACUGGCCUGGUUUGUUUACAUUUUGUGGCCCAGGCGUGUAUGCGUUUUAACAGCCGUUUUACCACGCGCUCCAGCUAGUGUAGCUGGUGUUUAGAGACCCGGUCCAGUAAAUAUAAUGUUACCGAGCCGGGUUGGAUCGGCACCAUCUGGAAACGGGUCAGCUUCGGGCAGGGGUAACACAGGACACGGUUCGGGGAUUGUCGGCGGCGGGAUCCGUCCCGUUUUGAUCAGAGCAGGGCAAGCUUUACCGGGGGUGAGCGAGGGCUCCGGUGCUGCCGGGCGACAGGGGGAAAGAGACGCCGUCGGGAUGCUGGGGGCUAACGGUCCAGGGGGUCCGAGAGGUGCGAGACCGGGGAACGGCACUGGGCUGACGCCUCUGCAGACCGCCGUCCAGGGCAACAUGGUGGGGUUGAACACGGGAGUUGUGUUGACUCACGGAGGCAGGUUCGACCCGGACAGAGAGAGUGCUCCUCUGUGCAGCGGCUCGGAUAAUGACUCGGACUCCGGAGAUGAUGAUGACCCAGUGGGUUCACUCGGGGACAGCCGGAGGGGGGUGAAGCGGGAGAGAGAGAUGGAGGCUGCGGUGACGGGUCAGGAAGUUGGGGUACCUACCGGAGGUUACGGCAUGGUACCCGGAGGGGUCGCCGGGGCAAAGCCGGGGAAAAAGACACGUGGGCGCGUAAAGAUAAAGAUGGAAUUUAUUGACAACAAGUUGAGACGUUACACCACUUUCAGCAAGAGGAAGACGGGCAUUAUGAAAAAGGCCUAUGAACUCUCCACCCUGACGGGAACCCAGGUCCUGCUGCUCGUGGCCAGUGAAACGGGCCAUGUCUACACUUUUGCCACCCGCAAACUCCAGCCCAUGAUCACAAGCGAAACAGGCAAGGCUCUGAUCCAAACAUGCCUCAACUCACCGGACUCGCCGCCGCGCUCUGAUCCCUCCAUGGACCAGCGCAUGAGUGCCACAGGCUUUGAGGAAACGGACCUCACCUACCAGGUGUCUGAGUCGGAGAGCAUGGGCGACACAAAGGAUACACUGAAGCCGACGUUCACGGUAGCCAGCCUACCGGGCACUACCAGCAGCGCCCAGUCCACAGUACCCACCACCUCCACCACCAUGCAGGUGAGCAGUGGAACUUCGUUUCCCAUCACCAACUACUUGGCGCCCGUCUCGGCCGGCAGCAACAUCAGCGCCAACGGUACCGUCCUCAAGACAGCCGGCGGCUCCACGGGGGUCAUGCAGCUGCCCAGCGGCUUCACUUUCAUGCCUGCAGGCACUCCUCUCCCCCCUGGCACCCCCACCAUUCCUUUGAGCCAGCUGCAGCAGCACUCCCUGGCCCUCCAGGGGCAGCAUGGUCAGGCCCUGGCCGCCGCCCCGCAGCCACAGCAGGGACAGCAGGCUGUCUUCCGCUUCCCUGCUGCUGUCUCCCUCACAGGAGCGGGGGUUCCCCAGCAGCUCCAGGCUAUCCAGGUCCACCCCAACACCCAGUCCACCUCCAACAGCGACAGCAGCCCAGAGAUCUCCCACACCUCCUCAAACUCCACCGCAACGGUGAGUCUCCCAGCAACCAUCGUCACCUCGUCGGUGCCAACGUCGGUUGCGGGUCACAUGAUGUACCCCAGCCCCCACACAGUGAUGUAUGCCUCCACGCCCGGCCUGACUGACGGGGGACUGGCUGUGCUCAACGCCUUCUCCCAGGGCACCUCGGCCAUGCAGGUGUCCCACGCACAGGGCCAAGACACAGGUGCUGUCCCUCAGGUGUUCCUCACAGCACCUCCAGGCACGGUGCAGAUCCCUGUCUCAGCGGUGCAGCUACACCCAGUACGGCAAGAUCUGCAUUUUACAAAUGGUGAUUGGACAGCAGUCGAGCGGCAGCAGCAGUAACCUGACAGAGCUACAGGUAGUCAACAUGGACGUGCCACAGAACUCAAAGAACGACUGACAGACUGCUAGAGCUGGUUAACAGGGCAGACCCAGGGACACACACAGACAGACUGACUGACUGACAUCUCUAUUUAUUGAUGCCUUCCUACAGAGUUUCACAUUACACUUCUGAAUGUGACUUUAAAGUACAUAUAUACACACAAUCAAGGGCGUAUGUGUGGCUGACCCUUAUACAGUAUACAGUAUGUUUUGGUAUAUAAAUAUAUAUAUAUAUAUAUAUAUAUAUAUAUAUAUAUAUAUAUAUAUAUAUAUAUAUAUAUUCGCAAAUGCAUAGGAAAUAUAUCACUACAUCCAUCAUCGGAAGCUAUUUUCUAUGCCGUUAGAUGGUGUUAUUUUUUUCUUGUGUGCGUGUGUUUUUUUGUUAUAUUUUUGAAAAUGUGUAAUUACAUGUGUAUACACACACAUACACACACACUGCAAGGUGCCACAGCUUCACACCAGCCAAAGAGACAUUUGUUUGUCUGAAUGUUCCAGUGUGAGCAACUUGUGCACAAGUGUGUGCCUCUGUGUGCGUGCGCAUAUCUGGGGUUUGUAAAUGGGUGGGGAGACGCUUAUUGACUUAAAAAAAGAGACAUUUGGAAAUGUACAUAUUUUUUAUUUUAAUUGAUAACUUGUAUUUUUAGCCUGGUUUAGUUUGUGCAACGGCAUGUAGUUGUUUUUUACGUAGUGGUUUUGUAUGUACAUGAAAAUGAUUUGCAUAAAGAAGAUUUACACGUAUAUGUAAAUUAAUUUAAUAUACCAUCAUAUGUUGUCAUGCUGUUGGGAGUUUUCACUACAAGAUGGAGAAAGAACGCUGGAUGUUUUUCUACAUUUUCUGAUUGUGACAUCUGUAGGACUUCAAACAGGAUCCAGUAGCCGGGUCACAAAACAAAGCAUAAGAUAUUUAUGAUUUAUAAUCUUUAGGGAAGAAUUCAGUGCAACAGCUAAUGUUCUGAUCAUUUAGUAUGACAUCAGUUCUGCAUGUGAACCUUCGUGAAGCCCUGAACUGGCACUUUCACGAGUGUAGAAAUUGUUAAAACUACGACAAUCUGAUGGGAAAAAAAAAAAAAUAUAUAUAUAUAUAUUUCAUGUUCACACGAAUAUGCAGUAAUGUUGAUAUUUUAAAAUCUCAGUGACAUUUAAGUUCACAUUCAUAAAUAGCUGACUUAAUCAUAAGUAUAGGUAACAAACCUGAGAGUGCCAAACAGGUUUUCAUGACAUCAGAUAAAUGAAUUUUAUGGUUAUGUAAUUUGUUGAAAAAGUGAUCCAUUGUAAACAUGUCGCUCUGAUUUGCCUCCACUAGACUGCAGGAUGUUAAUUAUGUGAUGCUACUACUGACUUUAGUCAGGACAUUGGACACAAAUCUCAUUUAAGACACUGUAUAGACUCUGCAAUUCAACUUCGAUACUGCAAUCAAAGCACUAGUGUCUCCUUGAAUGGAAGCUCUCGAUGUUACUCAGUGCAGUCUCAAUGCUGUAGUGUUACAGUAACAGUAAUGAGUGUGACUAUUUUUGUAAGAACAAGGAUCUCUUAAUUUGGAAAAGUGACUUCAGGUGCUUUAAAAUAUGAAUUAACUCCUUUUAACUAGAACUGUAAGACCCUAGCUGACUGCAAUCUCAGUAUGUACCUCAGCAAUCAUUAAGAGUUAUUAGACUGAGAGCCUUCUUUCUGCACCAUAGUGCCUCUUUUCCAUGGCUGAUAUCUAAAUCACUGCAAGGCAAGGUAAAUGUAGGAUUUACUUAUUUCCUGAACACCUCACAUGACUCUGGACCUUGUCAUACAAUCCUCUGCUGUGGCCAGAGAGUGAGAUUUUUGACUCAUUUCUACGAGAUUAGCUGGAUGACCGAGCAUGGCUGGCUUAGAGCCAAAGAGAAUCUGACAGAGGAUAAAGUACCCAUUUGGACUGCUGUUCAGUUAUUCACUGGUAAGAGGUCAUUCUCACGCUCACUGUUCUCUGGUCUGUUCCUGUACAUGAUGUCAUGUCAUCCUGCAGGGCUCUUUGCAUAGGAAAAUUACAAGUUAAUGACAUUCAAUCCCCCUGUGUUAUCGGAUCUUUUUCAAAAAUAUUAUUUUAAGAGGGGAUUACUGAACAGAAUUUGUGGUUUUCACCUUGUCAUAGAAAGAAAUGGUUAUAUUGUGUAUUUUUGUUUUGUUGUACAGACAUUUUGUAAUAAAAGCAAGAUGAAACACAA